This is a messenger RNA of Lactuca sativa (garden lettuce), 670 nucleotides long. The record is from RefSeq and is a predicted model, not a curated record. NCBI's taxonomy places the organism in Eukaryota, Viridiplantae, Streptophyta, Magnoliopsida, Asterales, Asteraceae.
CUCUAGUGGUAACAAAGCUGAUGCCUUUUUCUCAAGCUCCUUCAAGUGGUGCUAACUUGCUUGACAUGCUUUCUGAGUUAUCAGUUCCUGCAUCUAUUAACAACCCACAAAUGUCACUUUUUGGCACAAAUCCUCAUCCUCCUCCUCCUCCUCCUCCUCCUGCUGGUGGUGCACCACCAUCGGUGUUUGUCCCUGGUGGUGGUAAUAAUGGCGUGUGGUUAAUUUGUAUGAUGAUGAUGGUCCGGUGGUGGGAUUUUCAGGUUGGUUGAAUUAUUGGGGGUGCGAGGCGAGGCUGGCUGGCCGGUGAUGAUGGUGUUGCGACAGGGGAGAUGGAGAUGAAGGACCGAUUAGUGGUGUAGAGAUGGAGAAAGGGUGGUGUUAAGGUGUUCGGUUGGGAGGAGAAGCGUAUUCAAUUUAGGUAUUAGCCGUACUUAAUCAAAAUGGGGGCGUAUUUUAUUUAGUUAUUUCAUUUUGUUUCUAGUACAUCUCCUUAACCGUAUUAGAUGCUGAAAUUGUGCGUAUUAUAUUUAUUUAUCCCUUUAUAAUACGGUUUUUAUUUACAACCGUAUUAGAUGGGGGUGUACUCUAUAGCUAAUUUUCCAGUAGUGUACCUAUAGAAACAAAAGACAUAUAAAAAUAUGAGGCUGAAUUGUCAUUAAUGUGUUUUUGG